This is a messenger RNA of Trypanosoma grayi, 480 nucleotides long. RefSeq names its product RNA-binding protein 8A. The coding region runs from base 1 to 480 and encodes 159 amino acids. Gene Ontology annotation, molecular function: RNA binding. The transcript has a single exon. The record is from RefSeq and is a predicted model, not a curated record. NCBI's taxonomy places the organism in Eukaryota, Euglenozoa, Kinetoplastea, Trypanosomatida, Trypanosomatidae.
AUGAUUGCUGAGGGAGCUGCUGCAGCCACCGAGGUGCCGUCGGUGCGUCGCGUUCGCCGCAUGCGAUCGCAGUUUGAGCGGCUCGUACGCCCCGCGGAUGUUGCGCCUGGUGAACCGAUGCCCAGUAUUGAGGGAUGGGCGCUCUUCCUCACCAACCUGCCACCCAAUACCACCAGCGACCACAUCCUUGACCUCUUCCUCACCCACAACGGGGCCAGUGGUGAGGGCUACGACCCGAUUCGUGAAGUGAAGAUGCCGCUCGACAAGAACUGCUGCUGCAGCGGAUACGCGCUGGUAGAGCUGGAGAGCAAAGAUGCGUUUGAGCGGGCGCUGCGCGAGCUGGAUGGUAUCGUGUUGCCGUUCGCUGAAGGCGAUGCACCAGAAGGACAGGACGCGUGGCGGCUGCGCAUCGCCCCGACGUUUCUUGGCGAGGAAGAGGAAGAGGACCCGAUGGCGGGGGAGAAACGGGCGCGUGAGUGA